GCAAUGCGUAUCUGUCAUGGCUGCUCACUGGUGCUUGUAACUGCACAUGGGUUGAAAUGAACAAAUGUAUACAAUUACAUUGAAAUAGGCUACAUUACAGUAGUAAGGUUAUAUAUUGUCAAUUUACAAUUACGCCGAUCCUGGUUGGAAACAGUAUUGACUUCUUUGUGCGACUGUUGCACAUCACAUUUUGAGAUGGUGCGGGAAGCAGAGAUUCCCGUGCUCCGAGGUUUUCUGAAACCAAGCGAGGCAACAGAAUGGAAGCAGAAUGUUUUCAGCUCUGCAGAGGCGGGUCCCCUGCUGCAGUCCCUGUUCGAUGGAGACUUUGAGGCGGUGCUGCUGAGUCCUCAGGUCCUGGACCUGCUUGGUGGUGGAGACGGUAGCGACGGAGAGUCCAUCGAUGCCUACCUGGAGAGACGGGUCCUGGCCUACCUCAACGACAGCACACAGGAAGACAAGGCUGACCGGGAGAAUGCCUUGCUGGCCCUGGCAGUGUCCUGCCUGCACCUCUUUGCCCAGAGUAACUGGACUGGUCCCCCUGUCGCCAUCCAUGUCCCUGACCUGCUUCCUCCGGCCCUGCUCACCUCCCUCACUGAGCCUGGGGCCCUGACCUCAGCCCUGCUCAGCAGUCUUCUCCUGGAUGGAGAGUCCGUGUACUGCCUGGUGGGGAAUCCCUUCCUCCUGCUGCUGGCCAGGGUCCUGCUGGUCAACUGCUCUGCCAAGCUGGAUAGCUUCGAGCUGCUGCCUUGGUGGACCCUGCGCUACGUGAGCCUACACCAGCAGGUCUUGGAGGAGCGCUCUCCUCAGCUCCUCGGCCUGGCCCAAACCAGCAUAGAGAAAGUAAUGAAGUAUGAGUCUCUGUUCUCUGAGGGAACCCUCCGGAAUCUGUCCAUCCAGUUCCACCUGGAAUGUGGCUACACGUCUCUGACCUACUAUGAGUACAACCCAGCCAAGGAGCACUUUCAACGGGCCAAGGAACUCUCUGGCCUAGAUAUGAACAUGAUAGGUGCUCUGGGCAAACGGACUCGCUUCCAGCAGAACUUCCUUGCCCAGCUGAUCCUGGAUGUCAAGCGUAAGGACGACAUCCCAGCCCCUGAGCCAGACAGUGAGCUGACCCUCUCCCCCACCCCACUGGCCAGCCUGCCCAAGGACCAUGACCUCAGUGAUGAUACUGUGUUGAACCAGAUCAACCUUGCUGAGCCUGGACAGUACCCGAUGCCGGACCUCAGCGGUGAGGAGCAGGCCGUUAUCCUGGGAGUCUGCACUGAUUUCCAGAAAAACAACCCAAUCCAUAAGCUGACUGAAGAAGAGCUCCUGGCCUUCACCUCUUGCAUAUUGUCUCAGCCCAAGUUCUGGGCGGUGGAGGUGACAGCACUGUGUCUAAGGACCAAGCUGGAGAAGGGCAGCUCUCGGCGGGUAGAGAGGGCCAUGAUGCAGACACAGACUAUAGUGGAUUACUUUGAGGAGAGGAGCUGUCCUGUGACGGAGCGUCUGAAACUCUUCUACUGCUGCCAGGCUCCUCCCAGAUGGGCUGUCCAGAAACAGCUGGCCACCCUGCUGACAGACCUGGGCUGCACGAGCUCAGCCCUGCUAAUCUAUGAAAAACUGGAGCUGUGGGAGGAUGCUGUGAUCUGCCUGGAGAGGAUGGGCCAGCAUGGCAAGGCAGAGGAGAUCCUGCGUAGGGAGUUGGAGAAAAAGGAGACCCCCAGUCUGUACUGCCUGCUGGGGGACGUGCUGCGGGACCAGCAGUACUACGACCAGGCCUGGGAGCUGUCGAACCAUCGCAGCGCCCGCGCCAUGCGCUCCAAGGCCCUGCUGCACCUCCGGGCCAAGAACUUCCAGCAGUGUGUGGAGUGCUUCGAGAAGUCACUCCGCAUCAACACCAUGCAGCUUGGGGUGUGGUUCUCCCUGGGCUGUGCCUACUUUGCCCUGGAGGGCUAUGAGGGUGCUGCCAAGGCCUUCCAGAGGUGUGUGGGACUGGAGCCAGAUAACGCAGAGGCGUGGAACAACCUCUCCACGGCCUACAUCCGCCUGAGACAGAAGACAAAGGCUUUCCGCACCCUGCAGGAGGCUCUGAAGUGUAACUACGAACACUGGCAGAUCUGGGAGAACUUCAUUGCCGUUUGCACCGAUGUGGGAGAGUUCGCAGAGGCCAUCAAGGCCUACCAUCGCCUUAUGGACCUGAGGGACAAAUUCAAGGAUGUGCAGGAUUAUUUCUAAAAUGGAAACAUGCUGUGCUACAGUAACCCAGCUACCUUUCCGUCCACACGGGUUCCUGUCACAGAUAAGUCCCAUGUCAUAGCUUGUUCACAUCUAGGAGCAGUACGUGUAAAGCACCCAAGGAUUUGAAUACGCCCGGCUCCAUAUGCCACCAGGAGCCUUUAAUGGCACCAUACGCCUCUCAUCUGCUCGUUCCACGGCGCUGCCCCACUAACAACCAGUCGUUAACAGCACCCACGUCUCCCGUAAGGAGAGGAGCCUGGGUAGGCUUUCUCAGCCGUGUGAGAUUCCGUCUCCACAUGUUCCAGGGCACAGAAGGGUCCACUCCACACUCGCCCUCUCUUAGCUCCAUCACAGAGCCCAGGGCCUUCCAGAGGGUGACCCCCUUGGGAAUGAAGAAUAUAUACAAGAGGUUGCAGUCUGUUUGAGCAGAGCCCUCUGCCACCGCCACCUGCUACCACCUCUUUAAUACUGAAACCACUUGGGUCAGAGAGCUCGCCUAAAGGAGACCUGAACAUUCUGGGCCUCUAUGACAACACACCACUUGACCACCAGUCUAUCAUUUUGCUGCGGCUCUUAUCACGAUUUCUAAUGGAAUGUCAGGUGUCUAUUGCAGUGGGAUCCACAGACCUUUGAGGACCCUACUGACAUUCUCUGAAGAUGUCCCUGCAAUAUAUCCACGGCAAUAGUUAUACACUGCCUGCUAGGCUUAUCAAGCACUUUCAUUUGGUUUCAUUAGAAAAAAUCUACAUGAAAAAUCUGAGAAUCAUCGCUGGCUAAUUGGAAACCCACCAACGCUUACUAAAUAGAAAAUUAACUGUCGACUUUGAAUAAACGAGUCCAAACAUAGCUACUGAGCAAAACGGCAAUAUACUGUAUAAGUCCUGAGCCCCAGAAUACAUACAGAGCAAUUAACUUUAAAGAAGAUGUUCCAGCACGGGUGUAAAAGCUCUGAAUAACCGAGCUUUAGGUGUCUGGAGGUUGGGUGCUCCUGGGGGUCCGGUCAUAAUCCCCAGCCCUCGCCUCGUCCCGCGCCACCACUGUGGCGCCACUUAACAUGCACAGCCCUGGUUGGAUAUGUUUCAUUGCCUUUUCUAAUUAGCUUGGCAAAGUCAGUGGGGGUUUGAUCAAAAUGUGUUUUCCUUUCCUUCCCUCCCUGUCGUUAUUGCUCUUCUCUCUCUCUCAAUGGAUUCAUUUUUAUCUUGGCAAGAUGCUAGCGCCUCAUCAAUUAGGAUUGGAGAUGUAAACGCACAAGUUGAAAAGGUCGCAACCAGCCACCCGCUGCUGUAAAAUAUAUGUCCCUGUAAUUGGGAUGUGGAUUCACAUUCUUUAACUCUGUUCCCCAACAGUCUUCUCUCUUUUUCUCCUUCUGCACUUUACUCUGUGUUGUGUGGGAAGGAUUGGUCAGUUCCUCAGGCUCCAUCUUAUUUGGCCUUUGAGCAUCAAAUGAAAAGAUGUUCCCAUCGGGUUUAUGAGUCCUUAAUGUGGUCGUCUGAUAUAACAGCCUGUGGCACUAUUUUAGUUGCCGACAUUGAAGUCCCCAUCCGUUUCUUCUACCUGCCCCCUCCCCAUCCCUCCUUCACCAAAUGUAUCAUUGAUGUAGCACUGUUUCACUUAAAAGCACUUGUAUUUGAAGAGAGUAUUUGCAAUUAUUUGGCAUGCCUGACUCGCGUCUUUGAAUUGUAUUUUGAAUUGUGUGACAAGGCGACAGUUAACAUCAUACUUACUUCAUCAAAUCUAUUCCUGUAAGUGCUUGUUUUGUCAUCAACUUACCUUCCUUUCCUCUCCCUCUCUUUAAUUCCAUAUUGUUUGUUUUCUGAGACUGUUUUUAGUUUAUACAGUACUGCAUGGCUGAGGGGGAGAGUACUUUACAACUGUACUCCUUAUGGGCCAGGAUGCAUUCCUCUUCUAUGGAAUGUUGAGAAGCAACUAGAGUGGAAUUAGUGACUUAUGAGGACCUCUGUCACAUGCCCCUCCAUAUUCUCCGUAUCCAGUGUAUCCUAGUGAUGAAUUGUGGGUUAUGAUGGACACACACACUCACACAUUCCUUUGAGACAGAAAAUAAUGAUUUCCCUCGUAAAAAGAAGAGAAGAAAAUGGAUCAAAUCUCUCGUUACUCGGCUUACAUCAAACCUUUACUCCGUUUUCCAUCCUGCUCUCUCUCUGUGGGAGGAUAUGACUUUUCCUCUUCAUUUCACACUAUAACCGGAUACAGCAGGAAUCUGGGAGAGUGAUCUGUUCAAUUUCCGCUUUAACUUGAAUCAAAAAGUCCCAUUUAGGGAUUUAAUUUGAUACACAUUUGAUACACAUUUUCAUCGUCGACAGUCCGAUCUGAAGAAUCUUGUCUGAGACCUUCUAGGCUGAAAUUACCUUCAGACGCUGAGGUGCCCCAGUGGCAGAAGAGAGCUAUCAAUCAACAUUAACACUCAUUUACCCAGCACCUCCCCUCCCCUGAUUUCCCACAGACUUCCUCCAGCUACUGUACCAGUAGAACAGAUAACUGAUAGGUCGGACCAACCCCUUCUCAGAGCCAGUAGGCAGAGGGCCUCUGCUAUUACCCACACAAUCCCCAUCUCACAUACACACAACCCCCAUCUCACAUACACACCACCCCCAUCUCACAUACACACAGAUUAUUAUUAUGAAAUGUUUUAUCCGGUAUGAAGACAGAGUAUCUUUCUUUGGACCACACACAAACACCGACCGGCAUCUUAUCUGAGGGUCCGGAGAGGAGUGUGUGUGUAGCAAGAUACUUGCUGCACCGGUAUGGUAUGGUAUUUGUUCCAGCACCUGAGAACGUUGAGUGGUAGACUUAAACUGUGAAAACCAGGGGCACACUAAAGAGCAUCUAUAGACAAGUAGUUUGUUACAUGCAAAUGGUGAGAAGGGAAACUAAUUUAAAUCCGAACUCCCGUGGAACUGCACUUGGGGGACUGUAAAAAAGGGUGAGGUAGAAAGAGCGAUAUAGUGAAAGGAGAAGGGAGAGACACUCCCGGAUUCCCUAGAGACGGCUGUUGUUUUAAGGGCUGAGACGACCGCCAGUUGGGAGGAUUCAUCCUCGCCUUACCUACUGUCCUGCAGUACAUUUACAUUUACAUUUAAGUCAUUUAGCAGACGCUCUUAUCCAGAGCGACUUACAAAUUGGUGCAUUCACCUUAUGACAUCCAGUGGAACAGUAGUGCAUCUAAAUCUUUUAA
Messenger RNA from Oncorhynchus nerka (sockeye salmon), 5416 nucleotides. It is a transcript of the gene ttc27, whose product is annotated as tetratricopeptide repeat domain 27. Lineage: Eukaryota; Metazoa; Chordata; Actinopteri; Salmoniformes; Salmonidae. The record is from RefSeq and is a predicted model, not a curated record. The transcript is spliced from 17 exons. Gene Ontology annotation, molecular function: protein binding. The coding region runs from base 196 to 2220 and encodes 674 amino acids.